Molecule: messenger RNA, 666 nt
Organism: Dermacentor andersoni
Lineage: Eukaryota; Metazoa; Arthropoda; Arachnida; Ixodida; Ixodidae
Source: RefSeq, a predicted model, not a curated record
AUGAAAGCCUCGAAUAUCACCCAAGGAGGCAAGAAAGAACGAGACACGGAGGAAACAAAUGGGAGGAUCGACGAGUUUGCUGUGCGUUUCCAAGAGUAUACAAAUGUCAGCGUGCCGGUACCUACCGCCCUCUACGAGCCAGAAACGGAAGCUCCGUUCGCCGAGGAAGGAGCGGGAUGCUACAUCGAUGGCAAGCACUACUCCGAAGGCGCGCGAAUGCCCCGGGACCCGAAGAAGCCGUGCGAGGUCUGCUACUGCAUCCGCAACAGCAGCGCGUGCGUCCUGCAGGACUGCGAGCUGCACGUGGACGGCUGCUCCCCCGUGUUCUCCAGGCCGAGCUGCUGCCCCACAAGAUACAACUGCAGUAUAGAAGCGGCCACUACCGUUCCUCCCGGUUUGUUGUCAACUGAAGCUCCUGACACCGGUAAGCCUUCGUUUGAAGAUUUUAUUUAGCGGCGCUUUCUGGUGCAUAUAUAAUUUAGUAUCGCGUUUAACCACACAAAUGUUUAUUCUAAAGAUGGGCUGGGCUCCUAACUGCGCAGAACGAUUUCAAUUAUUGUUUAUCGUAUACCAAACUAGCCCGUCUAACAUACCUUAAUGUUACAAUAAGCUCGAGAACUCGUCUCAAAAUGUUUCGUAUAAAGUUCUAAGUAAUGCUCUGAUUUU